This is a messenger RNA of Boeremia exigua, 1923 nucleotides long. RefSeq names its product pantothenate transporter-like protein. Gene Ontology annotation, molecular function: pantothenate transmembrane transporter activity. The transcript has 4 exons. NCBI's taxonomy places the organism in Eukaryota, Fungi, Ascomycota, Dothideomycetes, Pleosporales, Didymellaceae. Gene Ontology annotation, cellular component: plasma membrane. Gene Ontology annotation, biological process: pantothenate import across plasma membrane. The coding region runs from base 324 to 1763 and encodes 479 amino acids. The record is from RefSeq and is a predicted model, not a curated record.
UGACAGCGGCCGCUGACCAAAUGAAGGAACCCGAAAACGAACCCUGUUGCCAGUAUCGCGAUACGAGAUAACAUGCUGGAGUUCCUAUCUCGAAACUGGCCCACGCAUUAUCUUCUUCGCCAUAUCUCGACCUGGCGUCUAUCAGUCGAUCACAGACGGAUAACCGUUACCGGACCUUGACUUGACCUUGGCGCUAGACUGUGCCAGCCCAUAUAAGGAAGAUCAAUCCGCGACAGUACUGACAGCGGCAAAGACACGAUCGCAGCCACACAGACUACACGAUCGACUCUCAGGUCUUCGAGUGCCAGGAAACACUAGCCGCAAUGGCGAACAAGUUCAGGCAGUACCUGCAGGGCGACCACAAUGCGCCUGGCGAGCGCAAGCUGGUUCGGAAGCUCGACUUCUUCAUCCUUACUUUCUGCUGCCUUAUGUACUUCCUGAAUUAUCUUGAUCGAACAAACCUCAACAAUGCAUACGUCUCUGGUAUGAGAGAAGAGUUGAACUUCAAAGGAAAUCAGCUUAACCAGAUCAACACCGUAUUCACUGUUGGCUACACAGUCGCUCAAGUCCCCUGCAACAUAGCGCUGUACUACGUCAAGCCGAGAUACUUCUUCCCUGCAUGCAUGGUCGCAUGGGCUGCUUUGACAAUGGUGACAGCUGCGGCUCAAAAGCCCCAAGACAUCAUGGCGAUUCGCUUCUUCCAGGCCAUGUUCGAGGCAUCGACUUUCGUCGGAACUCACUACAUCCUUGGCUCGUGGUACACCGAGAAGGAACUCGGCAAGCGCUCAGGCAUCUUCACCGCCUCUGGUCUUGCCGGUACCAUGAUUGGUGGCUUCAUUCAGACUGGCAUACACUCUAGUAUGGACGGACUAAACGGUUUGUCUGGCUGGCGUUGGCUUUUCAUCAUCGAUGGAAUCAUCACGCUGCCCGUCGCACUCUACGGCUUCAUGCUCUUCCCAGACACGCCAAGGAACACGAAGGCCCCGUAUCUCAGCGCAGAAGAAAAGGCUCUCGCAAUCUCUCGAGUUCCAGAGGUUUCAGAGCGCACACCCAUCUCUUGGAGCUUUUUGAAGCACUGCUUCUCGACCUGGUAUUGGUACUUCUUCGUUAUUCUCUGGAUCCUUGCUGGAGAGACCGAAUCCUUCAGCACAAACGCGCUGUUGGCUUUGUACAUGAAGUCGCAUCCAACCAACAAGUACACUGUCACGCAGCUGAACAACUACCCUACGGGCGUGCCGGCAGUCGGUAUUGUAUCAACCCUGUUCUGGGCGACACUUACAGAUUUCAUGGGCGGCAAGCGCUAUCUUGUUGGAUACUGGAUCGGGCUUACAGGCGUCAUCACAAGCGCGCUCAUCCUAGCAUAUCCUGACCACACGGCCAUACACUUUGCUAUGUAUUACUGGGCGGGUAGUGUCUAUGCAUGUCAGGCGACCUUCUUCGCUUGGGCGAAUGAUGUACUCCGCUACGAGGAAGACAGCUUGCGGGCCGUUGUUAUUGCAUCUAUGAACAUGGGCAGCAAUGCCAUCAACGCGUGGUGGUCCAUUGUCUUCUAUGGCGCGAGCUUCGCACCUUAUUUCACGCGGGGAAUGUGGGCAAUGAUUGCGGUAUCGAUAGCAAUGGCUAUAUGGACAGCGUUGCUCGUUUGGCAGCAGGUUCGCACCGAGAAAAGGAGAGAACGGGAGACAAUUUCAACGAAUGUUGCAGCCAAGGAGCAUGAUCUAGACCAAGGUCAUCACCUCGACCAUACCGUCGAGAAAGUCUAGAGUUUACCAACCUCGUCAAGAGACUACCAACCUCAUCAAGAAAUGAGUUUCAUGCAACGGGCUCGGUCCAACUCGCAAACCACCAUCCCUGUGACCAUCUCGUGUUCGGGACAGCUAUGACGAAAUGCAGCCGCACGCAUCCUCGGAACAGCGGGGAACG